AUGCUUUUCGGGGGCGACGACCGACGGAAGCGGACUAUCAGAGAAGAGCGAAGUCGAGGAACGGACGAGACAGCGAGCGCCUGGAACGGAAGACAGGUGGUUGGUCCCUUUUCUGUAACUCGAUUUUCUCGGGCCUUUUCCUUUCCAUUAUUUUGUAACGACAACGUGACAAUUUUCCGGUUCACUGUGUCGCCUGACGGUAGCGAGUACAGCACCAACAACACUGCACUAGACACACUGACAGCUCCACUGCUUCCCGUCAACAUGUCCGUCAGUGCUCUUUCUAUGUAUCAGAGCUGUCCGCCUGGCCUCACAUCGGUCAAUGGCACAGCUUGCAAUGCGGCCACCUGCAAUUCCACCUUUGUCGCUCCCGACGCUCGAACUCCCAAACCAUCGUCCGACAAGCAAUGUCCUUCCUGCGACGCCGGUUUCGGCGGCAUCAACUGCAACAUCUGCCAGACAGCUGGCUCGUGUCAGGCGCGCAGGUCAUCGCUGGGCAUCAAUACGCCCAAUUCCCUCUUCGGCAGCAAUGAGACGCUCGUCUGUCACAAACAACCCUCGGCGGUUCGCACCACCUACAUCGAUUGCAAUGUCAAGCAAGCCACCGUCAACGGCGUCUAUCCCGGCGAGAUGCGCAUGACGCUCAGCAAGACGUACAAGCCCGACUCGUUCUCCGAGACCGGUCUCGCCAGCUGGUCCGAACAGAGCAACACUGCUCUGUCCCAGGUGUGGCUCGACGGCGUUGAGCAGUUCUACUGCCAAGCAGCCGGCUGCUCUGCCCGCAACUCUUCUGCCACUCUCAGUUCCCAAGGCGAUGCUUCGCUCGGAAGCAGCCUCUGGACGUGCACUGCGCUUCAGUGCUACUGCAUCCCCGGUACCACCAUGUGCGGCAAGGGUCAGCUCGACCUUUCGCCCGUCAUCAACAAGCUCAAUGGCACGCUCACUAUGCCUUGCGAUUACGUUGAUCCCAACAAUGCCACUGCCACUUCGAGCUGCGCCUUCCGAGGCGAGCUGCUCGACAACUUUCUCGGACAGGCAGGUCUGCCACUCGAAAAUUGCCAGUUCGGAUCGUGCAUCACUCAGUCCGAACUCGACACGUUCUAUGCGACGGGGUCGGGCGAGAGCGACAGCCAAAAUUCGGGUUCUGGGCUCAGCAAUGCUGUCAUUGCUGGACUUGUGAUCCUUGGCGUAGCCAUUGCUUCAAUUCUUGCCUUGUUGCUACUUGGUGUUUGGCAGCAGCGUAGAGCCAGGCGACUCCCGAAAGGUUCCGGACAAGGACCUGUUGGGCUUCAAUGGGAGCACCUCGACUACACUGUCCCGAUCCACAACGACCUGUUCAAACGACACCGCAAGAAGGAUGACGAUCAUCUUACGCACGUCGUCUCAUCGUCCCGAACUCCCGACGAGGUGGCUCAUCUCGAGUCGCAUCCUUUGCAUAAUCAGCGUGAGCUCUCGGUUGUGCGGGAUAGCUCUGGCCGCAUCCAACCUGGGUGUAUGGUCGCGGUGCUCGGCCCGUCCGGUGCAGGCAAGACCAGCUUGGUCGAGAUCCUGGCAGGACGGCACAAGAUCGGACGCGUAUCGGGCAGCAUCCGUGCCAUCGAAGCUUCUAUGCGGCUUGAUACCCAAGAGAGCUCCUCGCGACGCGCAGUCGGCUUUGUCGAUCAGGAAGACGCUCUGCCUGCCUUCUCCACAGUCCGCGAAGCGCUUCAGAUGGCGGCCGAUCUCUCUCUGCCCGACAAUGUCUUGCGAGCCGAGAAGCGUGAGAUCGUCGACAAGGUCAUCCACCAACUUGGCCUUGAGCGAGUCGCCAACAAGCGAAUCGGCGAUGCUAGUCGACGUGGCUUGUCCGGCGGCGAGCGGCGCAGGGUCUCGAUCGGAUGUGCUCUCGUGUCGCGCCCGCGUCUGCUGAUUGCGGAUGAGCCGCUUUCGGGACUCGACGCAUUCUCGGCAGCUCGCGUCGUGUCGGCUUUCCGCGAGCUAGCUUCGGGCUCGCAGGUCGGAAGUACGACGGUGAUCGUGACGGUGCAUCAGCCUUCGUCCGAGAUCUUUUACAGCUUCGAUCAGGUGAUGCUUAUGUCGCAGGGAGCUGUCAUCUACCAAGGAUCGCCAGCCGACUCCCUUCCUUGGUGCGAGAGGCAAGGAGAACAGUGUCCUGCCGGUCACAAUGUUGCCGAUCACUUGCUCAAGAUUGCUUCGGCUCCUGAUGCGUCGAGCCGGAGCAGCGUUAUCGGCGAGAAGGGUCUGCAAGAAAAGACGAGCAAUCUCUCCGCGGAAGGCUCUUCUGGCAGAGAAGGUGCACCGACACAGUCGUUGGACCAAGGGACGGCUGUCGCCGCCGGUGCGUCGUGGGAAAAGACAGUCGGCGGCUCGUCGAUGGCCUCGUUCAUGACGCAGUUUACCACGCUCAGUCGACGCAACUUCAUCACUGCUCGACGUGAUCCUGGCGGUGCGCUAGCUCACAUUGUCGGCGCGGUGGUCAUUGGUCUCAUCGUCGGUGGAUGCUUCUACCAAGUCAAGCUCACCAUCGCCGGAUUCCAGAACCGUGUCGGAUCUAUGUAUUUCCUCUUCAUCCUGCUCUCCUUUUCCGCGCUCUCGUCGGCGACAGCGCUGUCCAAGGCGCGUCCGCUCAUGAUGCGCGAACGCGCAAACGGUCUCUACGGUCCGCUAUCGUGGCUGAUCAGCUACGUCGUCUACGACGCUCUGCUGCUUCGAGUCAUCCCCGCCAUCCUACUCGGUACCAUCAUGUACUGGAUGGUAGGGAUGAAGUCGCAGACCAACUACUUUUUCGAGUUCAUCCUCAUCUGCGUCCUGUUCCACCUCUGCAUGGCGCUCUACAACAUGCUGCUCGCCGCGCUGAUCGACGACUUGUCCGUGUCGAUUUUGUUCGCGGGCGUGUUCAUACUCUUCAACAUCGGCUUUGGUGGAUUCCUGCUCAAUUUGAGCAACCUUUCUGGCGUAUUCAGGUGGCUGCAGUGGAUCUGCCCCAUGAAGUACGCGUUGGAAGCGGUGGCCAGUCACGAGUUGAAAGGACUGCAGCUGAUUGACAAUGUCGGUGGGGUUGGGAUCACCGCUUCCGUGUCGGUGUUUUCGGGCAAUCUGUUUGCGUUUGAAGAUGAUGCGUUCUACAGGGAUUUGUUGGUGUUGGCGUUGGGUUUCGUACUGGGAUUCUUUGUGCUGUUGGCGGGGGCGGUGAGUUGGAGGAUGCGAGAAAGACGAUGA
Pseudozyma hubeiensis SY62 is the source of this 3219-nucleotide messenger RNA. RefSeq lists its product as hypothetical. The record is from RefSeq and is a predicted model, not a curated record. Lineage: Eukaryota; Fungi; Basidiomycota; Ustilaginomycetes; Ustilaginales; Ustilaginaceae. Gene Ontology annotation, cellular component: membrane. The transcript is spliced from 3 exons. Gene Ontology annotation, molecular function: ABC-type transporter activity; ATP binding; ATP hydrolysis activity. Bases 1 to 3219 code for a protein of 1072 amino acids.